AACAAUUUGUUUUGUUGUGACUGAAUCCAAAAUGUCAGAAAAUAGAAAACUUGUACUGUCAGAUACUAAAUAUUGUGCAGACCAUUUAAUUAUAAAUUUUCCAAUUUGUGUUGCAGUAUUGAUGACCCAAAGUGGGAAAUUUGGUUCCAUUUCUUAGCCAGAGAAUCUGUGUGUAGAAGAAUUUACCAGUCAGACAUAUCAUUUUUGACUAUGGUUUCUCUUAUUCGGAGUGAGGGCUAUGGAGCUGAUGAUUAUAUGUACUAUGUUAUCGAUGAGGAGAAAGGAAUAGAAGGUAUGGAGCAUCUUGGUUCUGAACAUGAUGUGCAGCAAAUGUUAAUUCACUUUGAGAAGGAAACGAGUGUGAACAUACGAGUUGUCAGGGCAGAUGAGCCAUGUAAUGCAGAUGAAAAUAGAGAUAGUUAUUUUGCUCAACAUUGCAUUAACACUCAACAAAGUUGCACAAAGUUGGUGGAUGCAGUGAGUGACAGAAAGGAUGAGCUUAAGCAAAGUAGUCUGCAGAUGGAAGCUGACUUUAACCAUUUUGAAGGUGACACUGAUGUGUCUGAAUUUCUUUCUGAUGAUGCACAGUCAGGUCCAGAUGACAACAAUGUGCAAUUACAUCCAGGUUCUCCCUCAGAAGAAGAAGCUGCAGAAGUAGAUACAUCAGUGGUCCAGAAACUUAAGCCAGUCAGAAACCCUGGUCCAACCAGUAGAUCCCACCAAGAGGUUGAGAAAGAGGUAAAACCAGACUGGUUUCCUGAAGCAAAUGAAUUUUGUUUUCCUGGUGAUGUUGGCAUUAGUGAUGAAGAAGAAGAGCCUGAAGGAGCUUUCAAACUAGCAAGUGGCAGGAAGAGAGUGUUGAAGAAGACAAAGGAUAGGGUAUGGUUCAAUGAGAAGCUUCCAGAUCCACAUGAACAGUUUUGUAAGGGAUUGUGCUUCACCACUGUUUAUGAGUUCAGAGAUGCACUUAGGGAUUUUCACAUCAGGACUCUGAGGAAUUUCCAGUAUCACAGAAAUGCACCUGAUAGGAUUAUUGUUUGGUGCUCAGAGAGAGCCCAUGGAUGUGAUUUUCACAUCAGUGCAUCUAAGAUAGCUCAUGAAAAAACUUUUUGCAUCAAGAAGUGUGAUAUGCUGCAUACUUGUGGAGCAUGUGCAGAGACUACAAAGGUUACUACAAAGUGGUUGUCCAAAUCAGUACAACCAGCAUUGAGAGAAGACAUUAGAUCUCCUGUGGAUGCAUUAAUAAAGAAGACUAAGACUAAAUUCUCAGUUGAUGUUUCAAGAAGUGUUGCCUAUAGGGCAAGGAGGAAUGCUGUUGGUGUGGUGCAGGGUGACCACAAGCAGCAGUAUUUGAGGCUGAGGGAUUAUCUUCAAGCUGUUCUUAAUACAAACCCUGGGAGCCGGUGUAUUGUCACAAUAUUUGUUGACCCAGAAAACCCUGCACCCACUCCUAGAUUCAAGUACAUGUUCUACUGUUUGGCAGCUUCAAAGGAAGGGUUUCUUAAUGGUUGUAGACCAUUUAUAGGGCUUGAUGGAUGUUUCAUCAAGUUAACCACUGGACAACAAAUUCUUGCUGCCAUAGGAACGGAUGGCAACAACAACAUCUACCCUAUAGCUUUUGGUGUGGUUGACAAGGAAGAUGGAGACAGUUGGACAUGGUUUUUAACUCAGUUGAGAUGCUGCAUUGGUAGUGGCAACAAAUUUGGAACAUACACAAUAAUAUCUGAUAGGCAAAAGGGUUUACUUAAGGCAAUAAAUGAAGUGUUCCCUGAUUCACCUCAAAGAUUUUGUCUUAGGCACAUAUAUGCCAACUUCCAAUCAGCUGGUUACAGAAGCAAAGAACUAAAGAAGUGUGUUGACAAGGCUAGCUACUCUUAUACUAGACAUGGGCAUGAAUUAGGGAUGGCAGAGCUGAAAGCACAGUGUGAGGAUGCUUGGAAAUGGCUAAUAAAUAUAAAGGUCUCUGCUUGGGCUAGGUAUGCUAUGGACCAUACUUGCAAAACAGAUCUAGUUGUGAACAACCUUAGUGAAGUCUUCAACAAGAUGAUACUUGAUGUUAGAUCCAAACCAAUAAGGACAAUGUUUGAAUGGAUCAGGACAAAGCAGAUGAUCAAGAGGCAACAGACUAGGGAGAAGUUACAGACUUGCAGGUGGACAAUCACACCAAAUUACUCAGAGAUUCUUGAGGAGAAUAAAAAAUAUGCCAAGUACUGCCAGGCUGACAGAGCUGGUGAAACAAUUUGGCAAGUAACAAGCAAAGAAAAGCAAUAUUGUGUGGACAUGGCAACCUGCACAUGUGACUGCAAGAGAUGGAACAUGACAGGUGUACCUUGCAGUCAUGGCAUAUCUGCAAUGACAAAGCAGAAGCUGCAUCCUGAGGACUAUGUGUCUGAAUUCUUCAAGAAGCCAUUGUACAUGGAGACAUACAAAGAAAUUAUUUACCCUGUCCCUGGUCCAGAUUGCUAGCCUGAUACAAACACUCAAGACAUUCAUCCUCCUGUGUUUAAAGAAAAGGCAGGCAAAAAACAGACAGCAAGGAGGAAGGGAGAGUUUGAAGUUCCAGCUCCAAGAGACACAAGUAGGAUGGGCACUAUCACAUGUGGAAACUGUGGUUUGGAAGGACAUAGGUAUACAACAUGCAACAAGACUCUGAAGCCUAGUCUUCAGAUGAGGAAAAACAAACACCAGGAAAACAGGGCAGUUUACUCUGAUAUACCUGUUGCAACAACCACCUCAGUCCUGUUGCAAGAGGUAGAAGAGGAGCACAAGCUGCAUCUCAACCAGGUCCUUCUACUUCUGCAUCAGGCCCUACACCAAUAGCUAAAAGAGGUAGGACUGCAGGUGGAGGGAGGACUCAUGGAUUCACUGCACCAAGAGCUGCAACCACUUCUGAUAUUCAAGUUGGGAGCAAGAGGAAGAGGACCCCAAGCUCAAAAUUGGCAGACUACUUCUACUGUAGUGGUAACUACUGAAACCUGAUAGCACUGUGGUUAGUUUUAUGCGCACUAUCUGAAUUUGUUGUGCACUUUUCUGAAACUGUCGUGCACUUUCCUGAA
Molecule: messenger RNA, 3056 nt
Organism: Triticum dicoccoides
Lineage: Eukaryota; Viridiplantae; Streptophyta; Magnoliopsida; Poales; Poaceae
Exons: 4
Coding region: 211-2466 (751 amino acids)
Biological process (GO): DNA transposition
Molecular function (GO): transposase activity; zinc ion binding; DNA binding
Source: RefSeq, a predicted model, not a curated record